Molecule: messenger RNA, 964 nt
Organism: Mucor mucedo
Lineage: Eukaryota; Fungi; Mucoromycota; Mucoromycetes; Mucorales; Mucoraceae
Product: cell division protein
Exons: 2
Coding region: 131-832 (233 amino acids)
Biological process (GO): RNA methylation
Cellular component (GO): mitochondrion
Molecular function (GO): rRNA (uridine-2'-O-ribose)-methyltransferase activity
Source: RefSeq, a predicted model, not a curated record
UUUUUUUUUAUCUGGCUUCGCCAGUCUCUACGUAGCUUCACAGCGGCAUAUAAACUUUUGGUCGCAGUUUUUUUUAAAAAGAAAGAACCCCAGGCUCCUGAAAACAGGAACUGGUUUUUUCAAUUCUGAAAUGCUACUCAAUAGAUUAUACUCUACCUCGUCGAAAAGUUGGAUUUCACGACAAGCAAAGGAUCCGUACUGUAAAUUGGCCAAAGCGAAUCAAUAUAGAGCAAGAAGUGCAUUCAAGUUAAUUCAAAUUAAUGAAAAAUAUCGACUCAUUCGCCGUAACGACGUUGUUGUCGAUUGCGGAGCUGCGCCUGGAGGUUGGACCCAGGUGGCUGCUGAAUUAAUAUCAUCGAAGGGCUUGGUUAUAGGCAUUGACUUGUUGCCUGUAGAUCCUAUUCCAAAUGCUCAUAUAAUUAAGGGAAACUUCAUGAGAAUAAGAACCCAGAACGCCAUUCGGGAGAUCUUGGACGGUAGAUCUGUCAAUUUAGUUUGCUCGGAUAUGGCACCCUCUUUUUCUGGAAAUCAUACAGCUGACCAUGCUAGAUCCAUGGAAUUGUGUGAAUCUGCUUUGACCUUUGCCGAAAAGGUGUUACAGCCAGGAGGUAGUUUUGUAGCAAAGUUUUUAAUGGGUGGUACAGAAUUUGAAUUCAAGAGGAAGUUGCAAACUAUCUUUGCAAAGGUAAAGACCGAGAAACCAGAUGCCUCCAGAAAACAAUCAACAGAGGGAUUUUUUGUGGGGGUAGGAUAUAAACCAAUAGCAAAGAGUGAAGCUAAGACCGAGGCGGAGGUGGAUGAAGUUGUGAUAAAAGAAGAGAUUAACAAAUAAACAGUGAUUUUGAUUGAAUACCUGGAAUUUGAUUUCUUUUUAGAUAAAUAAAACUUCGACUUGAGAAACAUGAAAAAGAUAAAUCAAUGAUUUCCGACAAUGCUUGUAGAUGUUUGAUUAUUUCUUGGGAAU